Molecule: messenger RNA, 2912 nt
Organism: Hyla sarda
Lineage: Eukaryota; Metazoa; Chordata; Amphibia; Anura; Hylidae
Gene: SLC24A5
Product: solute carrier family 24 member 5
Exons: 9
Coding region: 57-1589 (510 amino acids)
Biological process (GO): intracellular calcium ion homeostasis; calcium ion transmembrane transport; melanocyte differentiation
Cellular component (GO): membrane
Molecular function (GO): calcium, potassium:sodium antiporter activity; calcium channel activity
Source: RefSeq, a predicted model, not a curated record
ACAUGAUUGGGAUUAUUGUGGCCUCCUGAUGGUCCAGUACACCGAGGGCUCAGAACAUGGAGACGGCUGGGAGGAAUAGUCGGGCCAACAGGACGGCACUGGCCACCUUCACUUUCAUAUUACUGCUAUGGUCGGCGAUACACCUGCUGUACCGGGGGGCACAGGGUGUACAAAGCGCGCAGCAUCGGCAGAGGAGAGCUGUAGAGAAUGAUACUCUUUGCAUCUUUUCACCAUCAUCCGAGUUUCCCAAAGGACUGUUUACAGAGCAGGAGAGAAAAGAUGGCGGAAUCAUCAUUCAUUUCUUAGUCAUUAUGUACAUGUUUCUAGCUGUGGCCAUUGUCUGCGAUGAGUAUUUCAUUCCUUCCCUAGAAGUCAUCAGUGAACGUCUUGGCCUAUCCCAGGAUGUUGCAGGAGCUACCUUCAUGGCAAUAGGGAGUUCUGCACCUGAAUUUGUCACAGUAUUUCUAGGUGUGUUUGUCACCAAGGGAGAUAUUGGAGUGAGCACUAUUGUUGGCUCAGCUGUAUAUAAUCUCCUUGGGAUAUGUGCUGCAUGUUGCCUACUUACAUCUGCGAUAAACAAGUUGACUUGUUGGCCAUUAUUUCGUGAUUGUGUUGCAUAUGCUGUUAGUGUUGGAGCAGUUAUUGCCAUAACAUUUGACAAUAAAAUUUACUGGUACGAAUCUGCAUCCUUGAUUUUGGUAUAUGGGCUCUACAUUGUGAUGCUGUGCCUUGACAUCAGAAUAAAUCAGUAUUUGGUGAAGAAGUUAAGUCCUUGUUGUACGUGUUUUGCUGAAGCCCUAGAGGAAAACAAUGAACAGCAGCCCCUACUUGGAUGGAAAGAAGAGAGCCUACAUAUAGUUCGCCAGAACUCCAGAUCUGAUAGCGGCAUCUUUCAGGAAGACUCAGAUUAUUCGCACCUAUCAAUAAGCUUGCAUGGGCUUAAUGAAAUAUCAGAUGACCCUCCAAGCGUGUUCACAAUGCCAGAGAAUGACUUGAAAAGAAUUCUCUGGGUGCUGUCACUCCCCAUCAUUACAUUGCUCUACUUGACUGUACCUGACUGCAGAAGAAGCUCAUGGAAGAAGUGGUUCAUUUUGACCUUUAUAAUGUCAGCCGUUUGGAUCUCUACAGUAACUUACAUUUUGGUUUGGAUGGUGACAAUAGUAGGUGAAACACUGGGCAUUCCAGAUACCGUUAUGGGUCUUACUCUACUAGCUGCAGGAACAAGUAUACCAGACACUGUUGCAAGUGUGCUUGUUGCAAGAGAAGGAAAGGGUGAUAUGGCCAUGUCAAAUAUUGUGGGAUCAAAUGUAUUUGACAUGCUUUGCUUAGGAGUUCCAUGGUUUAUUAAGACUGUUUUCGUAGACCGGUCAUCACCAGUGGAAGUGAACAGUAGUGGACUAACUUAUACUACCAUCUCUUUAUUGUUUUCAAUUGUCUUUAUAUUUGUGGCAGUCCACAUAAAUGGCUGGAAGCUGGAUAAGAAGUUGGGUGUCAUCUGUCUAAUCAUGUACCUCAUUUUUGUUACAUUGUCAAUUUUGUAUGAACUAGGAAUAAUAGGAAGUAUGCCUGUACGUUUUUGUGGAGACUAGUAAAUGUGACGUUUGAUUACCUUAUUUAAUUUUCAUUUAGUGAUUUGAUGUUAAAAUAAGAAUCCUAGUGGUUUAAUAACAUCCAUACAUGUCACUAUGUGAUGGUGAGCUCAACUUUUUAAGCAUAGCAUUUCAGCAAACUCUGUUCUCCUGUAAGCUCUAGACAAUCCUUCAAUUUUUUUUUAAUAAAUUUUAAACUUUUGUCAAGAAAAUUAACAUACAAUUAACAGUCCCUGAGGACCAUCCCCACCCUCAAACACGCAACAGUCGGACCAUAAGACUGGAUGUGUAAAGUACCAGAAGGAAUAGUCUAUAAUCAAGCAAUCGUAUACCCCUAUAAGUACGAGGGUGUGGAUUCUCCCCACAGAGAACACCAAAACAGUAGUAACACACCACCGACAGGACAAACCCAUUCAUACACAUACAAAAAAAACAUUUCCAGGGAGCUCACCAUUUAUCUACGAUACCAACUUGAGAUUGGGAGGUCCCAUGAAGCGGAGGAUCAGUAGAGACUACAGUAGAGACAGUAGAGACAACAUCCACGGCAUCCAGGCCUUAUCAAUUUUUUUUUGACAUUUCCGACUUGCGUACAAUGCAUGAUCUAGGGGAACAUAUUUGUUCACUAAAGCUAUCCACCGAGACCGAGGAGGGGAGGACACGUCUUUUAAAGCCAUCACUAUGACCUUGCGUGCACAAAACAAGAGAAAACGGAUCAAUAUACUCCAAUAGGAGUCCGACACUUAAACCAUUGAUAACCCUCAACAAACAUACUUCUGGCAUCAAAACAAAGGGGAAUUCUAGAACGUCAUCACCUCUCUCCAAAAGGGCACCACACAAGAGCAAGUCCAAACCCCAUGCAAAAAAAGUACCUCUCUCCCUCCCACACCUAAAACAAACAUCCGACCCAGAGACCCCCACAAUCCUUCAAUUCUAAGCUUUGUCGUGUGUACAGGUUGCAUACGACCCACAAAACAAUUCCUUGGGUGUUUUGUCUUCAGUAGCACAAGCUAGGCACAACGGAUUCGGCACUAAAAUGGCAAAUCGGUGUAACUACAAUUUUAUUACAAGACUGAGGCUCGAAUUAUGCUAUACUUUCUUUUAAUUUAGCUCACAGCAGCAAGGAUUAACAUAUUGAAAAGGUGAAGAAAACUUUAGCGCAACCAAACAUAUGGUAGCAUGUAACAGCCAAUCCAUAUAGAUUAUAGGUCUCAACUGUCAAUCCUCUUUCUUGCUGCUCACAGCUGAAGAUAAGUGUUACUUUUUCCAGUGUCCUUUAUUCUAUUGUAUAAUACAUGUAUAUGUGUGUUAUAUGAAAAUUGUAGA